AUGUAUGUAUGUUCGCCUGCGAAGCUGAUGGUCCUGGGUUCGAAUCCUGGUAAGGGCAUUUAUUUGUAUGAUGACACAGAUAUUUGUUCCCGAGUCAUGUAUGUUUUCUAUGCAUUUAAUUAUUUAUACAUUAUACAUAUCGUCGUCUGAUUAGUGAAUAGGUACCCACAACACAAGCCUUCUUGAGCUAAACGCGCGUGAGGCUUAUCAAUUUGUGUAAGAAUGUCCUUAAUAGUUAAUAAUAUAGUUAUUCACAAAAAAUCUUUAAAUUGAUUACAUGAUUUCAGGAGAUUCAGGUUACGGACUGGAGCCAUGGCUUAUGACUCCAGUCCUUAAUGCUGCACCGGAGUCUGCGGAGGAGCGGUACACAGCAUGGCAUUGCCGGGUCCGCAACACCAUCGAGCGGACCAACGGGUACCUGAAAGGGUCACUGCGUUGCUUGGGUUGCGACCGCUCCCUCCACUACAGCCCAGAAAAGGCGUGCCGGCUAAUAUAUGCCUGUUGUACCAUCUACAACAUCAUGAAACAUUUCAGGGUGGAAAUGCGCGAAAUUAACGAGGAAGAACCUGACGACAACCACAGGCCGGAGCCUGUACCACAGGCGGCACUAUACCAGGCCGCCUUGUACAAAAGGCAGGGUAUAAUUCGUCAAUAUUUUAAUUAACAAAAUUUUUUUAAAUUUUUUGAAUUAUAUUUUUAUCUUUACAUACCUA
Cydia splendana is the source of this 713-nucleotide messenger RNA. RefSeq names its product putative nuclease HARBI1. Bases 278 to 664 code for a protein of 128 amino acids. NCBI's taxonomy places the organism in Eukaryota, Metazoa, Arthropoda, Insecta, Lepidoptera, Tortricidae. The transcript is spliced from 2 exons. The record is from RefSeq and is a predicted model, not a curated record.